Messenger RNA from Juglans regia (Persian walnut), 1428 nucleotides. Its product is annotated as protein ELF4-LIKE 4-like. NCBI's taxonomy places the organism in Eukaryota, Viridiplantae, Streptophyta, Magnoliopsida, Fagales, Juglandaceae. The transcript has 3 exons. The record is from RefSeq and is a predicted model, not a curated record. Gene Ontology annotation, biological process: positive regulation of circadian rhythm; entrainment of circadian clock. Bases 845 to 1189 code for a protein of 114 amino acids.
UCCGAGCGUGACUGUCAAAUCUAACAUAUUCUUCCUCCCUCUCUCUCUCUCUCUCUCUCUCGACUACAACUUUCUCUGUCUAAAGCUCUCUCAGAAUUCAGAGGGGCCUUGUUCCGGAGAUUCGAUCCAAUCAGCGAUCUUUUUCCACUGCUUCUCGGGAAUCCCUCGUCUUCCUCUUUCAAUCUGUGUCUUCUCCAAGAAUAUAUAAUGUUUCAGAUUUUCAAGGAAUUCAUGUUUCUGCACCUGUAAGAUAUCGUGUACGGUUUGAACGUAUGAAAUUCCCAAUUUGGUCCUUGUUUUCUGGUAUCCCUGAAUUUCAGAUAAUACCCAUUUGGAUUAUCUAAGGUCUGUUGUUAGUUUAAGCUCUCUUUUUUUAGUCAUAUUUUUCUGGUUUUGUAAUUUUGCUUGUAAAGAUUAAUAAUGCUGUCUGUGAGCAGUACUCCCUCGUGGGCUCAUCUUCUCUGCAUCAUUUGACUGAGUUUUUCCUUUUAGGUAUUUGAGGUUCUCUUUUGGGGCUCUGAGAUUUAGGUGGGUAUUUUCUGAGUACAUGAAAAAAGGUUCCCUUCUAUGGAAAUGGGAUCUGCUUUUGCACAUCUCAUAAAAGAUAAUAAUGAUAAUAAUAAUAAUAUUAAUAAUUCAUGGUAGUUAUCUGAUCCCUUGUUAAAGGUACCACCCAUGGAGGCUGUCAUGAUUCCUUGCACAGACCUUGUCUUAUAUGCAGCAGAUGAAAUGUCUUAAAAAAUGCUAAACCUUCUCAUGUUUUGUCUGGGGUUUCUGGUUUGUGUAACUGUGCAAGCAUGUACAGGACUGGUUUUGAUUUGAUAGAAUUCAGACUCCGUAAAGAAUGGAGGGUGACACAUUUUCAGGACUUGGUAAUGGCACCCAGAUCGAUGGGAAGAUCUUUCAGACAUUUCAGAAGAGCUUUGUUCAAGUCCAGAAAAUCUUGGAUCAGAACAGGCUUCUCAUCAAUGAAAUAAACCAGAAUCACGAGUCUAAAAUCCCUGACAACCUCAGCAGGAAUGUGGGUCUGAUCAGGGAGCUCAACAACAAUAUAAGAAGAGUGGUUGACCUCUAUGCAGACCUUUCUACUUCCUUCACCAAAUCCGUGGAAGCAUCCUCUGAGGGAGAUUCUAGUGGGGCUUUGAGAUCAGAUGGCAAAGCUGGGCAUAAGCGAAAUAGGCCUGCAUAGAGACUCUCCUCUCCUCUCCUAGAAAUUCUUUUUUGCAUGGUGGAAAACAAAAGAUUUCCACAAUUUAUGCUGUGUUGUUAGAGCAUGAAUAUGAUCAUUAGGUUCUGUAACUUGAUCUCUAUUGUAUCAGUGAAUGAGUCUCUAGUUCUUCACUUAACAUUUCGUAUAAAAAAUAUUAUUUUUUGGGAGUUCUGCUCGAUCUGCCUCAUUCUAACUCAGUGUAGCUCUGGAUCUAAUUG